AUGCUUGAACCACUUCUCCCGUCAGUAUGGGGGGGGGGCAUAGGCACACUGUUUGCCUUUGGGCAAACAGGCUCCGGCAAAACCCAUACUAUCAGCGAAAUGGAGCGACUUCUCCCCGAGACUUUGUUUGAUGGAGCUUGGUCAACUCAGCGAAAGCUGUUUGUUUCCAUGUUCGAGCUUGCCGGGAACUGCGCAUAUGACUCACGUGCGCCAUUCUCGAUUCUGGAAGACUCGUUUGGCGAUACCCAGCUUGUCGGAGCCCAGGAACUUGCCAUCAACAGCAAGUCCGAAUUUUUAGCACUGAUUGAAAAAGCAACAUCUUUUCGACAGACCGCCGGUACAGAGAAAAACGACGGAUCCUCACGCUCCCACGCAAUUUGCCGUAUCAGAGCCGUGAACAUCUCACCUGGAGUUUCAGAGGAUGGCACCCUCUACUUGAUUGACCUCGCAGGAUCAGAGGCUGCACGAGACCUUGCCAAUCACAGCGCUGACCGCAUGAAAGAGACCCGUGAGAUUAAUAUUAGUCUCUCUAUUCUCAAAGAUUGCAUAAGAGGCAUAGCAAGCAGUAACAACACACCCGGAACUACACAAAAGGGUCAAAAAGGACCAUACAUUCCAUUCCGCCAGAGCACGUUGACCAAGGUCUUGAAGCAUGUCUUCGACCCGUCUGGUACUCGAAACUCCAAAACUGCAGUAUUAGCCUGCAUCAACCCGAGCUUUUUGGACACGGCAGCAAGCAAAAACACUCUUCGUUACGCGCAUAUGCUGUGUUCGACUGAAGUCAAAUAUCAGGUGGCGGAGCAUAACCCUGCGAUACCAAAGACCUGGAGUAACAAGUUUCUUCGGAGUUAUAUCACCAAAGAAUCGGGCAGUCCCGUGAUUUCACCCUCUAUUCUUGCGCCGCAUGAAUCAGGUGCUCAGCUUUUGGCCAUUCCCGUGAACAAGUUCGUCGCCCGCUGUCUCCGUACUAAAGGUGUGACGGAUAAUCAAGCCAAAGCCUUUCAUGCUAAGCUUUGGUGCCUGCAUAUUGACUCCACACGCGGCUCCGUGGCAGAGCACAAGGGCGAUGUUGAUUCCAUCGAUGCAAUACAACAAAUUACCAAUCCCGAGAAGAGCGUGUCAACUGUUACACAUAUUUCCACCCGUGACUUGGUGUGCGAGGGAGACACGCGCCCAUUCAAAGAUCGCAUUAGACCUGGCAUGGUAGUUCGUUGUAAUGCGACGGCAAGAUUUCCUGGCACCUCGUCGCAGGAGAAACUAGUCAUGAUUCUAUGUCCGCAGAAUGUUGUUGGAAAGAACAUGAAAGACUCUCUUGGUAAUGAGAUCAAUCCGAGUUAUUGUUUAUCACAGCAUGAGGAAUCAGAGCUCCCGGGUUCCAGGUUUCAGCGCUACCUAUGUGCUUUGGUCUUGUCCGGGGGGCUGCCAGACUCGUACGAGGUCAGUAUCUGGCGCCAAGUUGUUGUGGACUUGAGCUCUAUGGAGACAGAAGUCACAUUAGAGUAUAAUCCAGCGACAAGAUACUAUCAUAUCUGUUGA
Penicillium coprophilum is the source of this 1536-nucleotide messenger RNA. RefSeq lists its product as uncharacterized. The record is from RefSeq and is a predicted model, not a curated record. Lineage: Eukaryota; Fungi; Ascomycota; Eurotiomycetes; Eurotiales; Aspergillaceae. Gene Ontology annotation, cellular component: centrosome; spindle; microtubule. Bases 1 to 1536 code for a protein of 511 amino acids. Gene Ontology annotation, molecular function: microtubule motor activity; microtubule binding; ATP hydrolysis activity. Gene Ontology annotation, biological process: microtubule-based movement. The transcript is spliced from 3 exons.